Messenger RNA from Penicillium paradoxum, 186 nucleotides. RefSeq lists its product as uncharacterized. The record is from RefSeq and is a predicted model, not a curated record. NCBI's taxonomy places the organism in Eukaryota, Fungi, Ascomycota, Eurotiomycetes, Eurotiales, Aspergillaceae. The coding region runs from base 1 to 186 and encodes 61 amino acids. The transcript is spliced from 2 exons.
AUGGGGCAGGUGCCAGAUUCGACUCGCGCAGUCUUCUACCGAAAUGGGCCUGGUGUAGCGUUGAUGGGCGAUAAGUUGGGACUGUAUAAGACGAAUGCCCACAUGGGUUAUAUGAAGACCCAAACAGAGAACAGAGAAGAAGGGUAUAAGGCUGAUGGUAUUGAUAUGCCAUCAGACAUGCUCUAG